Messenger RNA from Aspergillus mulundensis, 408 nucleotides. RefSeq names its product signal recognition particle 14 kDa protein. Gene Ontology annotation, molecular function: endoplasmic reticulum signal sequence receptor activity; 7S RNA binding. Gene Ontology annotation, cellular component: signal recognition particle, endoplasmic reticulum targeting. Bases 1 to 408 code for a protein of 135 amino acids. Gene Ontology annotation, biological process: SRP-dependent cotranslational protein targeting to membrane. The record is from RefSeq and is a predicted model, not a curated record. Lineage: Eukaryota; Fungi; Ascomycota; Eurotiomycetes; Eurotiales; Aspergillaceae. The transcript is spliced from 2 exons.
AUGCCGGCGCCUCUUGGUCAUGAGGAGUUCUUCACCUCCCUCACAACCCUCCUAACAAACACCUCCCAAAAGACCCGCGGCUCCGUCUACCUCACACAAACACCGCUCCUGAACUCCCAAUCACCAGAUACCGCCGAUAAACAAACACUGCCCUCAAUCCUCAUCCGCGCCUCAGACGGCAACACAAACGCACCCAACCCAAAGACACACCCUGAGAUCAAGGACAAGAAGACGAAGAAGGAAACAAAAGCCAAGGUCUCAACUGUUGUGCAGCCGGGUGAGCUCGAAGCGUUCUAUGCGAGGUAUGCGGAGGUCUGUAAGGCUGGGAUGACGGGGCUGAAGAAGCGGGAUCGCAAGUUGAAGAAGGCGAAGGCGAAGGGUGGUGCGGGGAAGGUUGUUAAAGCUUAG